Molecule: messenger RNA, 510 nt
Organism: Hydra vulgaris (swiftwater hydra)
Lineage: Eukaryota; Metazoa; Cnidaria; Hydrozoa; Anthoathecata; Hydridae
Source: RefSeq, a predicted model, not a curated record
AUGUUCUCGCAAUGCAGGAAAACGCUGAACGACAUCGCAACAGAAUGUAAGAAUUUAUUACAAGACAUAAAUUCUGAUUUUAAAUGUUCUCAAAAAUGUCAACUUCUUCUUAAAAACUUCAUUUCAGAACUUAGUUUUGGUAAAGAUUUAUCCACUUGUAAUUGUGUUCAAGAUGCAAACUGUUUAAUUUAUAAAAGACGAUUUCAAAUUUGUCUUGAUAACAAAACUGACACAGCUGAAAACGGAUGUCAGAAAUAUCAUAAACAAUGUGAUAAUAGCGAAACUUGCAAGAUGUUAUAUACGCGAUGGUUUGAUUCGUGUACUGAUCUUUUUAACGAAUACGAAUAUACAGCAGAAUGCAAAGUAGCCGAAAAAAAUUUAUUUGCAAACGAUAUUGGAGGACUCAUUAAGUCAUGCGAUUGCGACGGAGAUACUGAACAAGAAAAGUUUUGUUUAGAAGUGAGGAGAGAUAUUGAGAAAUUUUGUGGUAUUAAAUUGUUAUACAAGUGA